CAAAACAGCGAAACCCCACUUCGCCGGCGACCAACCGAGGCAAGCUGCUGAGAUUCCCUAUAUUUGGGGUCUUCGCAUUGCAGUCGGAAAAUUUUGGGGCAUAGCCGGGCGGAUGCUUUCGGGGUUUUCUAGGUGCUGCUUCUGCAGUGUUGCCGCAGAACGGCCAUGGCUUUUUGUGGGUUUGGGCAACCCUGGCGAUAAGUACAAAGGAACCAGACACAAUGUACAAUACACCAGCACGCAUUGCUUCUUUUGACUCUUUUUUAACAUGAUUAUUCCGUUUUAUAUUUGGUUGAUGCAGGUGGGGUUCGAGAUGAUUGAUGCAUUUACUGAGCCCCAAGGGAUUGAGAUGAACACAGUUCACUGCAAGGCUCUAUUUGAGCAGGAUUUUGUUGAUGAUGCCCCUGUUAUUCUCGGAAAGCCUCAAACUUACAUGAAUUUGAGUGGAGAAUCUAUUGGACCACUUGCUGCUUAUUAUAAACUACCUCUUAAUUGUGUGAUUGUGUUUCAUGAUGACAUGACUUUACCGUGUGGAGUGAUGCGUCUUCAAGACAAACGAGGUCAUGGAAGUCACAAUGGAUAUGAAUGGAGAAAUUUAGCUGCUUGAUACUAAGAGAAUAUUGGACAUACAUAGGAUUUUUUUUAAUUAUUGGCAUCCUAUGCUCUGGCAGAGGAAAGUUCUAUGCUAAUGCUCUGUGUAUGCAAGAUAUGAGCUGAUUAUCAGCAUAUAAGACUUGUUUCUCAGUCUGCAAUAACUCUCUUAUUUCAGAAAUGCCUUGGUUGAUGUGAUAUUUUUAUUAUUUAUUUACCAGGCUGAAGAGUGUGAUAUAUCAUUUUUGAGGAAACAGAGAGUUUCCUAGGCUGAGAAUUGGUUUGUAUCGAAUCCCCUGCUUGCAUUGUUUGAUUUGUAUCAGCUCAUUUUUUCUUCUUCUGGAAGGUGAACUAUUUAUUAUUAUGAAUUAUUACUUUGUCAGGUAUCGCAAGCGCAAGGCCACCAGGUCAAAUGGAUCCUAAAGCAUUCUUGCUGCAGAAGUUCAAUGCAACAGCUCAAGAACGAUUAAGAUCUAGUGCUACUUGAUCACAUUAGAAAACUCCUUCACAAGCAAGUUCCUCCAUUAUAACUGAAACAAAUAAUUUCAUCAGAAGAUCUACUGGAUCACAUGCUGAUAGUGCAGUACCUCUUUAUCCCCAGAAUUUGAAAAUAGAUUUGUUUUCUUCAAAUAAUCACAAGGAUAAUUGAUAAAGAGUUCAUGAGAGUCACUUUGUCAAUAUGAAAUAAAAUUAUAUGUUCCUUAUUUGCAUGUAGAUUAUCCUUCAAUCAAAUAUAAUGGUAUAGUGUGUAUGUGAUUGGAGGAACAACAAAGGAGACAAAGUAUGAGCGGGACUAGCUUGUAGGCUGUCAAUAUAUUUUGUUUGGAUUUGUACGUUUCAUUAAUUAUGUAUAGUUUUAUCUUUAGAUCACAAUCUUCACAUAAAUUUUAACAUAAUUA
Messenger RNA from Rubroshorea leprosula, 1490 nucleotides. The record is from the annotation of a GenBank genome assembly. Lineage: Eukaryota; Viridiplantae; Streptophyta; Magnoliopsida; Malvales; Dipterocarpaceae.